UGCUUGUCCCGUGACCAAAUGCGGAAGUGUUGAAAUAUAUCCAUAGCGACAACAGAUUACCCUCUCUAUUUCAUAUAGAUUUUGCUGUUUUAUUUGCCCUAUUUCUCAGAGAAAUGGAAGGAUAUGCCAAAACAUCACUUAGCACCACGUAUGCUGGAGCCCCGGAUUUCAGAGGGAAUGACAGUUCUCUGGUAUCUGCUCUGAAAACUCUUCUCUUCUUCACCAUCCUGAUGGUCACCCUGCCCAUAGGACUGUACUUCGCAUCAAAGGCAUAUAUCUUUCAAGGUUCCCUACAGAUGUCUAACUCAGACAGUUAUUUCUAUGCUGCCAUCGUAGCUGUGCUGGCCGUACAUGUGGUUCUGGCUUUGUUUGUCUACGUGGCCUGGAACGAGGGCUCCACCAAGGACAAGGGGAAACACGACUAACCCUUAACCUGGCCGUGCUGCUGGCCCAGAGAAGGCCUGGACCAAGCCACUUCCAGCCCCCACCCAGCCUGGCUUCUCUCCAGCCCCCACCCCAGCCCCUGUUUGACCAGCCCCCAACCCAGCCCCUGUUUGACCAGCCCCCAACCCAGCCCCUGUUUGACCAGCCCCCAACCCAGCCCCUGUUUGACCAGCCCCCAACCCAGCCCCUGUUUGACCAGCCCCCAACCCAGCCCCUGUUUGAC
Molecule: messenger RNA, 667 nt
Organism: Oncorhynchus gorbuscha (pink salmon)
Lineage: Eukaryota; Metazoa; Chordata; Actinopteri; Salmoniformes; Salmonidae
Product: vacuolar ATPase assembly integral membrane protein vma21-like
Exons: 3
Coding region: 114-425 (103 amino acids)
Biological process (GO): vacuolar proton-transporting V-type ATPase complex assembly
Cellular component (GO): endoplasmic reticulum membrane
Source: RefSeq, a predicted model, not a curated record